Aspergillus uvarum CBS 121591 is the source of this 1359-nucleotide messenger RNA. RefSeq lists its product as uncharacterized. The transcript has a single exon. Lineage: Eukaryota; Fungi; Ascomycota; Eurotiomycetes; Eurotiales; Aspergillaceae. The coding region runs from base 1 to 1167 and encodes 388 amino acids. The record is from RefSeq and is a predicted model, not a curated record.
AUGUCUCUACCAAAAUACACCACCCCCUCCCCCCUCUCCUCCUCCCCAUCCAAACAAUCCAUCCGCCGCAUCUCAGCCAACCACCCCCCAACCUCCCGACCCCAAAGCAUUAUCGACCGACCGCCAACCGCGCAACAACAACAACAGCACCUCGAAAACACCCCCAACCCACCACCACCAGCAGCCACGAUCCCACCUGCAUCCCUUCCCAACCAACCCACAAUCCCACCAACAUCCUCCUUCCAACCCUUCUUCACCCUUAUCGAAGACGCCAACACCGGCGAAUACUACCACCCAACCGUCCACUACAUCUUCGCCGACGACGACACCGAUAUCGUCACCGAAGCCACCCUCCGCGCGCUGGAGAGUGAAUCCGAUCCGAGCCUCGUCUACAAUCCCAAAACCCGGAAGGACAAUCACAACAACAACAACAAGAGCAGACCGCGUCGACCGCAGCAGCAACAACAACAAGAAGGCCCAGGGCCGGAAAGCACCUACGAAGAUGAGGAGAAACCCUCCCUGCUACCGGAUUCCAUUCCGGGGGUGCGCGAGCACUACGUGAUUCUCGACGUGGACUAUGCGGGUGGUCUGCUGCCGGCAGCAGCGGAGAUGAAAGAGCAAUCCGGGAAUACUACUGGCGGUCAAGUGCUGGCGACGUCGCCGCCGCCGCCGCAGCAGCAGCAGGCACAUCACAGCGCUCCAGACGGUGGGGACGAUAAGUCGAUGGUGGUGACAUCCGCGCAUAGUCUGUCGCCGGCGUGGCAGGUGCUCCAUACGCAGCUGGGCCCGGCACCGACGUUCGAGAACAAUACGAACAACACGCCGUCGCAGGGGCAGGGGCAGUCGGUCAACGGGGGCCUGAUGUUGAAGAUCCGGGGCACCGCGGGGUUGCCGAUCAAUAAUCUGCUGGGCAAGGAUCAUCGGGAUAAGGAGCGCGGCUGUCAGCGGUUGGAGGAGAUGAUGGAUCAGUUCGCGAAGCGGUUGACGGAGCUUCGGUUGGUUAUUGAGGCUGGCGGGCAAGGGGAGCUCAUCGAGGAUGUGAAAGCGGAGUCGACGCUUCCUGGGGAAGAAGGGAAGAUGGAUGAACAUGGGGUGGAUCAAGGACAGCAAGAUAAUGGACAGGGUUUGGGUGAAGACACUACGGCUGGAAAAGAGGUGGGACUAUAGGGCUGGCCGAAGGAACAUCCUGACACUACCUUUUGAGCUGGAAACAUAUCAGCUCGGCGAGAUGCAUUGUAGCGUAUGGCGUCACUGUCUAGCUGUAGGCUUUAACCCAUCUACUCGUGUUGUACACUGCAUUUGGAACGAUGCUUGCAGCUUCAGAAAGUCCAUGACUGUAGAAUUCUAUCACGUCAAAGC